This is a messenger RNA of Sodiomyces alkalinus F11, 2166 nucleotides long. RefSeq lists its product as hypothetical. Bases 137 to 1708 code for a protein of 523 amino acids. Lineage: Eukaryota; Fungi; Ascomycota; Sordariomycetes; Glomerellales; Plectosphaerellaceae. The record is from RefSeq and is a predicted model, not a curated record. The transcript is spliced from 2 exons.
ACGCUCACCUCUAAGCCCACGGGCAUCGCCGCAUUUCCAGUGCAUCUCCAACGCCUCAUCUCCAUAUUCCUCGUCUUAGGUGCCGAGAUACCCUUAUGGUCUGGUUCAAACCCCCCUACUAAGGUAGUGAAUCGCCAUGGCGACAAAACGACCCCGUAGCCCGGAUCUCAUCCCCAACCCUUUCAUCAAGAAGCGAAACCUGCAAUGGGCGCUCGAGCCUCCCGAGUCUCGUGGCCACAUCCCACCAGAAGAAGAGUCCGACGAACAAGAUGACGAUUCCAGCUCGAGUGCCGACUUCGACUUUGCCGCCCGCGAAGCAGAAACAGAGAAGCCACCGCCGCCGACGUUCUCAACAGCAGCCGUCGAAUCGGGAAGCGAGUCCAUGACGGAUCAUGCAGCGCAUUUCAGUGCGCUCCUUGCCGCUCACACGCUCAAGCUUAAGCGUCCUACGCUGCUUCCCGUAGAAUCGUACCGAGCUCUGUACGAGGAAAAUUUUGGCUCCCCGCGCGGCGCCCACUUCGUCAUCCAUCAGCACAACCACCCCGUGGCUGGAACACAUUACGAUUUGCGUCUGCAGAUCAACCCGACGAGCAGCGCUAGCUGGGCUGUCAUGUAUGGACUUCCUGGCGACCCGAACUCGCUGCGCUUGAUGCGGAAUGCUACUGAGACGAGGGUGCAUUGUCUCUGGAACCACUUAAUUGAAAUAGCCUCCGCUUCAACCGGGUCCCUCCUCAUCUGGGACACGGGAACCUACUCCAUCCUCCCUCGACGUUCCAAGCACGCCCCCUCCGUCGACCCUUCUUCGCCCGCCUCCUCUGCCCGUUCCGACGACGAUUCCAGUCCAGAGCAGCGCGAGCACCACCACCACCGCCGCCGCCGACACCCGCACCAGACGGAGCAGGAAAAGCUCCACGCCGCUUUCCGUGAACGGAAGAUCCGCCUGCGGUUGGACGGGACCCGCCUCCCGCGCCCUUAUGUUGUGAACCUGCGCCUUACCAAGUCGGAGGAUGCGCAGGGACGAGCCAAGGCUGCGAGGUCGGCGUCGUCGUCGAGGGGCCGAACUCGACAGAGACGUGGUGGUCGUGGUGGUCGUGGUGGUGGGAAGGCGAUGCGGCGGGUCGUGGAGACUACGUCCGAGUCUGGCUUCUCGUCCGCUGCAGAGGAGGAGGAGGAGGAGGAGGAGGAGGGAACUCGCGAGGGGCUUCGAGUCGCCGUGGAGACGAAACAACAAGACGAAAAAGGCGCAGGUCGGGACGGCGUCCCCUUGCCGCCCGGCCGUCGGAAUCAAGACACAGUCCUCCAAUCGACUCAACCAAGGCAAAUCGACCGAAACGCCCAGCCGCUAUCCGAAGAAAUGCGCCGCGAAUUGGAAGAGCUCGACGAGUCGGCCCAGGUCCGCGCCUCCAACGCCUACCCCGGCGCCGAGAACAGCGUCGGCAGCGUGCACCAGCGCAAGUGGUUCCUGUCCCUCGACCGUGCCGCCUGCGGCUUCGCGAGGCGUCCGCCCGCCGACCAGGGGGCCAGGGCCCAGUGGGUGGGGGAGUCUAGAUCGGGCCGGGACGACGGGCGUCUGGGCUUCCCUUUCUACGUUCGCGGUCCCGAUGUGGAGAGGAGUGUCGUCACCGGUCGGCUGGCGGCUGACAUACUUCGCGACGAAGGGGUGUCGGGUUUCGUGAAGAGGAAAGGCUGGAAGCCUGUUUUGAACUGACGGACGACGCUCACGCCUCGAUGUCGUUGCUUGUACCCUGAUGCAGGAAAGAUAUAAUCAUGUUCGUCAUUUCAGCGUUCGAUCAUGUGGCAGUCGAUCACCGACCUCUAUGGUAACCUGUGAGCCAUCCUCGGCCAUGGUCCCCGGUGUCAGAGGCUUGGGUCGCCCUCUCCAGGAUGGAUGAGGCGUCGUCAUCGUCGAAGUCAUAAUCGGGACGGGCAGCGGCGAACUGGUCGUUCAACGAGUAGCGAGAACUAGCGGAGCGCAAGGUGCGGGAUGACACCGACAGGUACUGGGCGUAGUCGUCGGAAUCGGCGGACGAGCGGCCCGGAGGCACGCGUAAUGAGGAUGGAUGGCUCCCCCGUGAACGAGCACUCCGGAGGCUGUCGUAGUAGUUUGCAGGCCGCGGAGGCGGUUGAGUAGGUGAGGCGAGUUGGACGACGAGUCACUCGUGGUUU